Molecule: messenger RNA, 1716 nt
Organism: Penicillium argentinense
Lineage: Eukaryota; Fungi; Ascomycota; Eurotiomycetes; Eurotiales; Aspergillaceae
Product: putative MFS alpha-glucoside transporter
Exons: 2
Coding region: 1-1716 (571 amino acids)
Biological process (GO): transmembrane transport; carbohydrate transport
Cellular component (GO): membrane
Molecular function (GO): carbohydrate:proton symporter activity
Source: RefSeq, a predicted model, not a curated record
AUGGCCGAUUCCAAGGUGCACGAUGCCAUUGACCCGAUGGACAAUGGUUUAGGGCGUUACCCCUCCACCGACGGCAACGAGGCCGACUCGGAAAUGCAGAGGAUCAUCCAGAAUGCCAGGGCCGCCACAGAAAAGGAGCGAAAGAUGGGCCUAUGGAAGGGUAUCAAGAUUUAUCCCAAGGCGGUCGCGUGGAGUAUUCUGAUCUCGACGUGUAUUGCCAUGGAGGGAUACGACAUCAGUCUGGUGAACAACUUCUACGCUUUUCCUCAAUUCAACCGCAAGUACGGCGAGCUUCAGCCAAAUGGUGAUUACCAAGUGCCGGCACGGUGGCAAUCAGGUCUGAGCAACGGAGCCUACGCCGGCGAAAUCAUCGGUCUCUUCAUCAACGGUUGGGCCUCGGAGCGUUUUGGAUAUCGGUACACCCUGAUGGCCUGUCUGAUCCUUGUGAGCGCUUGGACGGCCAUUUUCUUCACGGCCCAGAACGUGCAGUCCCUGCUGGCGGCAGAGAUUCUGUGCGGUAUUCCCUGGGGUGUUUUCCAGACGUUGACCAUCACCUACGCCUCCGAGGUGUGUCCGGUCGCCUUGCGUGGCUACUUGACCACCUAUGUCAACUUCUGCUGGGGUCUUGGCCAGCUCAUUGGAAUUGGUGUGAUCAAGGGAAUGUUGAACCGAAGUGAUGAGUGGGCUUAUCGCAUUCCGUAUGGACUGCAAUGGAUGUGGCCUCUGCCUCUGUUUGUCGCCAUUACGCUCGCCCCCGAGUCACCUUGGUGGCUGGUUCGACGAGGACGCACCGCGGACGCCAAGCAGUCAUUGGAGCGACUGACCAACAAGGGUCGCAACGAAGAUUUCGACGCCGAUGAGACAAUUGCCAUGAUGGUGCACACGACUGCCCUGGAGGCCAAAAUCACUAGUGGAGCGAGCUAUCUCGAUUGCUUUAAGGGUACCGAUCGACGCCGGACGGAGAUUGUGUGCAUGGUCUGGGCGAUUCAGAAUCUGAGUGGAAACUCUUUCUCCAACUACUCGACUUACUUCCUCGAGCAAGCCGGUCUUAGCUCCUCCAACUCUUACUCCUUCGCCAUGGGACAGUACGGAAUCAACAUGCUGGGCGUUUUCGGUGCCUGGUUCUUGAUGACACUCGGUAUUGGGCGCCGCACGCUCUGUCUGUAUGGACUGUGCGGACUGUGUGCUAUGCUGCUGAUCAUGGGUUUCCUCGGACUUGUUCCGGAGUCUCACCGUGACCAGGCAUCGAUGGCCACUGGCUCUCUGAUGCUCAUCUGGGCUCUGUUCUACCAGCUAACCGUUGGGACCGUCUGCUAUUCAAUCGUGGCCGAGCUGUCGACCCGCCGCCUUCAAAUCAAGACCGUUGUUCUGGGCCGCUGCCUGUACAACAUUGUUGCCAUCGUCUGCGGCGUUCUGACCCCCUACAUGUUGAACCCCGGUGCAUGGAACUGGGGCAAUUACGCCGGUUUUUUCUGGGGCGGCAUCUGCUUCCUAUGCAUUAUUUAUACCUACUUCCGCGUGCCGGAGCCCAUGGGUCGCUCCUUCGCCGAGCUGGACAUGCUCUUCGAGCAAAAGACCAGCGCUCGCAAAUUCGCCAAGGCCCACGUGGACGUCUUUGCCGAGAAGGUCGAGGCGGACGUCGUCGACAACUACCGCGAAGAGAAGAAUGCCCUCCAAACCGAGCCCGGCCACGCAGAGAAGGGAGCCUCGGCAUGA